AUGCCCAAACCAAAGAGCCUGCUGAAGGAUUUUAAACCCAAGAAAAAGGCCGCAAAACAGGCAGCCCCAGUCACAGCCGAUGACUUUCUCGCCGCCGGUGUGGAGCUAGAAGAAGCGGGCGAGAAAUGGCGCGCAGGGGAUGCGGCCAAGUCCAUGCGUUUCUUCAUGCGCGCAAUUGCCAAUUACGAUGAUGGGCUGGUGAGGCAUCCCAAUGCUUUUGAUUUGGCUUAUAACAAAGCACGAGUGCAAUAUGCUAUCACUCAACAUCCUAAAUUAGCCGCCCAGCUCCCGGCUCCACAGGCCGAGAUCUUGCAAGUUGCGCUGCAAUCGCACCGAGACGCCUUGGUACUGGACCAGGAUAAUGCCGAUGUCCUGUUCAAUAGCGGUCAGGUUCUGACUAGUCUGGCGGAGGCGAUCUCAGAUGCCAAACAUCCUGCCGAGGAGCAAUUGAUGCAGGCUAGCACGUAUCUUCAAGAAGCGAUCGAGUUGUUCCAGCGAUGCUUGGUACUGCAGGAGAUGAAAUACACGGAGAUGCAAGAGGAGAUCGAGCAGAUGCAAUCUUCCACAGACGACCAGGCCCAGGAGCAACAGCAAGCUCCACCGCCUCCGGCCGAAGCUGAAGCCGAAGCUGAAGCCGAAGCCGAAGCCGAAGAUCCCCAGGAACAUUGGGCCGCCAUCGUCGAACCCGUCACUAAGAACACGCUAGUUGACACGGCCGUCGCGCAGCUAGACACAUUAACCGCACUGUGCAAUCUCCUCACUUCCAACCCCGGUGCCGGCGGCGUGGGCUGGGUGCAAGAGUAUUCUUCAGAGCUGAUCCAAACCCGCCUGCCCGCCUACAUGGAAGGCUCAGACAGACAAUACGAGGCAGCACUUGCACGUGCGAAGCUCGUCUGCGCGAUCCACGAGGUCCUGUACCGGGGCGGCCACACCGAUGUACAAACCUACCAGCAGGAAGUUGGACAAGCUUUCGGGGCCGAAUUGGACGUAUCGGCCGAUCCAGAGGGCCUAUGCCAUAAAGCGGACGCCCUGGUCUCCCUAAACGCGGCCUUUGCAGAAGUACCCCCGCACGAGGAUCCUGAAACACUGGCGCUUUCCAUCUCCACCCGGUGGACGUCGCUCUCGACGGCGCUGGAUGCCUUGACGGCCGCGACGAAGCUGCCGGAUGCAGAGAAUUUGCCUAAGAUCCACAUCGCGCGCGGGGAUGCGGAGAUGCAGCGGUGGCGAUUGGGUAGGGAGCCUUGGAACCAUGCUAUGGCGAAACAGAAUGCCGCUAUGCUCCUGCGCAACGCACAGACGUAUUACCGCGGCGCGGCGGCGUUGGCUCGGCGGGAUGGGGUGGCGGUGGAAGAACGUGAUGGGUCGUGUAAGGAGGCCAUUGCUGCUGCGGUGGAGGGUCAAAAUACCAAGCUGCAGGAGCUCAAGACCAGGUCCUUUGAGCAGGUGAUUGCUGUCGCGACGGAGAUGGUGGAAGACGGGAUGAUCGAAGCCACAGAGAUGAGCGCCCUGAUCUCAUAA
Molecule: messenger RNA, 1518 nt
Organism: Penicillium manginii
Lineage: Eukaryota; Fungi; Ascomycota; Eurotiomycetes; Eurotiales; Aspergillaceae
Exons: 4
Coding region: 1-1518 (505 amino acids)
Molecular function (GO): protein binding
Source: RefSeq, a predicted model, not a curated record